AUGGCAAACAAGAAGGUGUGGUUUGGCAAAGCACUCAACACAGCAUUCGUCAACCCGACCUUCUUACAUGUCCUUUCACCUUGUUGGCAUAUCCAUUUUGGGCAUUGGCAAACAGCUUCUGACUAUCCAUCUCGAUUAUCCUUCUCAUGCCAUCUCCACUUUAGCUAUAUCUGGACAUUUCUUUCCGUCUUCAUACUCGUUUCAUUUCUGGCUUGGACAAGUCCGCUAACCUGUCUUGUAGGAGUGGCAGCUGAGGAACCACCACCUCCUCCUCCACCAGAGAAACCCCCCCAGGAGCCUCCUCAUCAGGAGAUUCCCCCUCCGCCUCCACCACCUGAAGAACCUCCUCCGCCUCCGCCUCCGUCACCACCGCCGCCUCCCCCGGAAACCACUCCCCCGGUCCCGAGUCCAAGAACUUCUGCCGAGACCAGACCAUCAACAACAUCGUCCCUCUUUGUUCCUUUACUUUCUACUUCACAAUUCGCAGCUCCCGUUAUCUCUCAAUUUCCUACACCAGCUCGCUCCUCUCCGAACCAGAUCCCUGCGCUAAGCUCAAUCGCUCCUGUCAUUAUACCUAUUGCACCACAGCCGCCACCGCCACUACUGUCAACUACAAACCGGCCUACCAAUACGUUACCACCUGUCCAGCCAACUGAUGCCGGCAGCAGAUCAACAGCCCCCCCGGCGCCAGCUGUACCAAGCUCGACUUCGCUGACGGACGGCGCCAUGUCCGGCAACAACUCACAGGGCUUUGAGGGCGACCGUAGCCUCGUCGUCGCCCUUAGUACUGUCCUCUCGGUGCUUGGUGUGGUGCUCAUUGUGGGAGCUGUGUGUGUCUGCUAUCGCUAUCGUUAUGGCCGUCUCCCAUUGAGCGGCCGGGGCCCAUUCAGCCGUCGUGGUAUUGCGCCCAUCGACGAUGAGGAGAUCGAGUCUUGGAAAGCCAGCCGGACUAUUGAGAAAUCGACAACGGUCGUCGUUGACAAGCAAGACUCGGCUUCUUCAAUUCGCAAGCCACCCAGCGUGAUUGUCUAUCAGAACCAUAACUCAUACCAGCCUCGUACCUCUACGGAUACGUCGCCUCGCUCCCUCUACCACAAGCGAAGCAUGGACAAGAGGAGCAUCGACCUACCGAACACUCCUGUUCUCGCUCGAGCACCCAAUGCCCGCGUUGGACUUACAGACGACGCGAUCGAAGGAGACCUCGCCUUCAUCCCGUCACCAAAGCGUCAAAACUCGAGACUAUCCAAACUCCCGCCCUUGUCCCCCCGUCAUGCCAGACAUCGCAGCACACGCAGCAGUGCCAGUGUUGGUAGUUUACGAGACCACUGGUUCGGCUAUCACGGCGACUUCGAACUUUCACCGCGCACUUCUACAGACCCCUACGCGUGUAUGCCUUCGUCUGCACAUUCGGACGGAAAGCACCACCGAGUCUAUUCGGACCCAUCGAACCCCCCGCGGCUCUCACUUGGUGAAGAGUUCCGCCUGGGUGCCCUAUCACCUCGUCCCCAGCCUCGGCAAUCAGAGAUUGGCCUUGCCGUAGGUUGA
Colletotrichum truncatum is the source of this 1545-nucleotide messenger RNA. NCBI's taxonomy places the organism in Eukaryota, Fungi, Ascomycota, Sordariomycetes, Glomerellales, Glomerellaceae. The record is from RefSeq and is a predicted model, not a curated record.